Messenger RNA from Beta vulgaris subsp. vulgaris (sugar beet), 1710 nucleotides. RefSeq names its product probable amino acid permease 7. The transcript has 7 exons. The record is from RefSeq and is a predicted model, not a curated record. Gene Ontology annotation, cellular component: plasma membrane. NCBI's taxonomy places the organism in Eukaryota, Viridiplantae, Streptophyta, Magnoliopsida, Caryophyllales, Amaranthaceae. Bases 60 to 1481 code for a protein of 473 amino acids.
UGACUGCUGAGUGAUGAGGUAAAAGAAAAUCUCAUAACAUUAGAAUUUAGCUAAUAUAGAUGGAACAGAUGCCAAAAACAAGCUCUCUAAAGAUAGCUUCCACUUAUGGUUGUGAUGAUCAUGAUACUCACAAAAGAACUGGGACUCUGUGGACGGCCGUUGCUCAUAUAAUCACAGCUGUAAUUGGAUCUGGUGUUCUUUCCCUGGCAUGGAGUACCGCUCAACUAGGAUGGAUUGCUGGACCAAUCGCUCUACUCUGCUUUGCGUUUGUUACCUACUUAUCUGCCUCCCUCUUAUCUGACUGCUACAGAUCUCCUCAUCCUGUAACUGGUUUGCGAAACUCUUCCUACAUUGAUGCUGUCAGAAACAUACUUGGAAGGAAACAUGUAUGGUUCUGUGGUUUUCUUCAAUACUUAAGCAUGUAUGGUGCUGCUGUUGCCUAUGUAAUCACCACUUCAAUCAGCAUCAGAGCAAUUCAAAAAUCAAACUGCUACCACAGAGAAGGCCACCAAGCUUCUUGUUCUUAUGGUGAUAAUAUUUACAUGCUGCUAUUUGGAUGUGUUCAGAUCAUAGUGUCUCAAGUACCUGACUUCCACAACAUGGAAUCGCUUUCUAUUUUAGCUGCCAUCAUGUCAUUUGCCUACUCAUCCAUUGGAUUGGGCCUUGGCUUUGCUACAGUUAUCGGAAAUCGAGCGAUCAAGGGAAGCAUAACUGGAGUUCCUACAACUUCAUCUCUAAAAAAAUUGAGCUUAGCCUUUCAAGCGGUUGGGGAUAUCGCUUUUGCCUACCCCUAUGCAAUUAUUGUUCUAGAAAUUCAGAAUACAUUGAAGUCCCCUCCACCGGAAAAUCAAACAAUGAAAAGGGCAUCGAUGGCAGCUGUGUUAAUUACCACCUUCUUCUACCUCUCUUGUGGAUGCUUUGGUUAUGCGGCCUUUGGGAAUGACACACCUGGGAACAUUUUGACGGGUUUUGGAUUCUAUGAACCUUACUGGCUCAUCGACUUUGCCAAUGCCUGUAUUGUUGUGCACCUUGUAGGAGGAUAUCAGGUUUACAGUCAACCAGUGUUUGCAUUCGUGGAAGGAUGGGCUGCUAAAAAGUUCCCAAAUAGCAGCUUUGUGAAUGAAAUUUAUUCGGCGAAGAUGCCAUUGUUGCCAACUCUUCAACUGAAUAUACUAAGAUUGUGUUUCAGGACAGCAUAUGUUGCAUCUACAAUAGGGAUAGGCAUGAUUUUUCCUUACUUCAAUCAAAUUUUAGGGCUGCUGGGGGCCUCAACUUUUUGGCCCUUGGCCAUAUAUUUCCCAGUAGAAAUGUACAUUGUCCAGAAAAAGAUGAAGGUUUGGACAACCAAGGGUAUUCUACUCCGAACUUUUAGUAUUGCUUGCUUGCUAGUAAGUUUAGUUGCCUUAGCAGGAUCAGUGGAAGGGCUUGUGAGCGCUAAGUUAAAUAAACCAAGCGGUACUGAUUCUCAUCUAUAUGCAUAAACCUGGACCUGUUUGUUUUUGUCGAUCCCAGGUUUUGGCACCAAACUAAGCUAGUUGGUAUCCGCACAUAUAUUUGUUACUUAUUGCUGAAAACAAGUUUGCUGAACUUGAAUGUCAGAAUAUAAUUCGUUGUAACUUAUUCUAUUACUUCGUGUCAAACUUGUUACUAUGUGGAGAAUCAUUUCCCACCCUUCUAUAAAACAAAUAAAAUAUGCAAAUUUUACUUUUA